This is a messenger RNA of Megalops cyprinoides (Indo-Pacific tarpon), 3152 nucleotides long. RefSeq names its product butyrophilin-like protein 2. The transcript is spliced from 6 exons. Bases 266 to 1156 code for a protein of 296 amino acids. The record is from RefSeq and is a predicted model, not a curated record. Gene Ontology annotation, cellular component: external side of plasma membrane. Gene Ontology annotation, biological process: cellular response to lipopolysaccharide; positive regulation of T cell proliferation; immune response. NCBI's taxonomy places the organism in Eukaryota, Metazoa, Chordata, Actinopteri, Elopiformes, Megalopidae.
UCCCCUUCGCCUCAAUAGCGGCGGAGUGAAGUCCACUGGAUUUAUUUAGCUACAUCCUAAUUGGUUAAGAACGUGUUCUCUGUCCUCAACUUGUAACAUGCUGAUGGUGGAAAUGCGUCGACUCUACUUAAUGCAACCUCACUGAAAACCGAGAUUUUACUAACUAGUGAGUGUAGAAGAGACCACACAAGCUGUCUUAAAUUGGUUGACAUUAUACCUCUGCUACGAGUUCAUUCUACUCAGCUGCUCCUGUUGUUUCAUCUGCAUGGACACUGAAAUGGCACGGCUGAGAGUAUUCAUCAUUCUGCUGUCUCUGCUGGCAGGGUGUCAGAGGACUAGAGCAGCUGAGAUUCCAGUCAUUUCAGUUACCGCAACAAUUGGAGAGUCUGUCAUCUUGCCAUGUUCUAUCGGGCAUGGCAAACCAAUGGACCUCAGUGGAACCCGGAUCUACUGGCAGGGGAGUAACAAGGCACGUGAAAGCGAGCCCAAAGUGGCUUAUGUGUACAACAAGGGAGCUGUGGAGAUAAACCGACAAAACAGGCUCUAUCGAAACAGGACAAGCCUCUUCAUGGACGAAUUACCUUUUGGAAACUUUUCCCUCAAGCUUACCACUGUGAUAGCUGAGGACUACCAAACUGAGGUGGAUGUUCUCUUUCAAAAGAAUUUUGAAUUGGGAUUUGAGAUGAUUUGCCGCAUAGCCCUGAAUGUUACAGCAAGGUGGCAGAAACCACAGGUAACGAUCUCCUGCAUAGAGGGGGCGGGACUGGCAAAGGUGCUGUGCGGGAGUCAGGGGGGCUUCCCUGAAGGCACUGUCAGCUGGAGCAUCCAGAACCACACUCUCCACCCACACGAAAUUAAAACCACCCAUAAUGGCACCUCAGUGCAAAGCAGUCUGUGGGUCAACAUCUCCAAAGGUCAAAUGGUGACUUGCACGGUCCUGAACCCCACACUCCAAGAGACUGUUAACACUUCUGUCACCGCCAAGGAAUGUGAGUAUCCUGGCAAGGAUAAUGGGCACCCAGGUAGCCCUGGUGGGGUUGGCUCUGUGGCUGUGGUCGCUGCUGUGUGUGGCGUCGUUGCGGUAGCAGCACUCCUUCUCAUCAACAAAACAAAACGAUCCUGCACUUGUUGUCAGAAUCAAUCACCAGGGAUUUGAUCAAAGGAACAGACACUAUAUCAGGAAUCUGACACUGGCAACAUCUCCUCCAGUACAUGGCAAAAUGGAAUACCUUGAAAUAGAGUGCCUCUUUCAGUGAACAGGAAAUGGAACAAUGUGCCAGACCCUGAACUGGCAAACCUGCAGGACCUACAAGAAAUAAACACCAGCGCUUCCUCUGAAUCCUGUUUCAGAAGAUGUGCCAUUUGUUUUCAUCUUUCUCUGAUUUCUUGAUUGAAGGACCCAUUGGACAAACAUACCUGUAGUGACGUCACCUUAAGCACUGUGUGGAGUGCUCCUAUUUACUGCACUGGAGGAGAAGACCAUAGAAUACACAGACUCACCUCUAUGAAGGAAAAUGUCUUUAUCAUGAAUAUGAAUAAUCAGCUAUUCAUAAACUGAACUUUUUUGAAAGUGGGAUCUGUGAGUGCGUCAGCAGUCAGCCCUACUAGGGGUGAACUUGUUUUCCUCUCAGACGUCUUUGAACCUGAAACUGGGGAAGCACAGCACAUUCCCUCAAACUGACACACCCCUCUGUCUGUCUGUACAGGGAAACUUUGGGAAAAGGUCAAAGGCUGACAAACACGGAUGGUACCUUUUUUUUGCUGCUUUUACUCAAUGAAAAUUGUUAUCCACAUCCCCUAAUGAGUUUUGCAAAGCUUUGAUUGAAAGGACUUGAUUAAGUUACUGAUUUAUUUAGUGUAGUAGAGUAGAGUGUGGGCGAAUUGGUUGGACAGUUCUCUUAGUUCCACGGAGAGCAGUGCAUGUAUCGCAUGGGGAAUUUCUUUCUUGUAUGGCAGGAAGAUGCAGGAAGCAGAAACACAUGCUCUCUGGCUCUGUCCUAUUUGUACAUUGGUCUGUCUCACUGUAAUACUAAAGUUUGGUCUGCACAGCAGAGGAGGAACCACCACUUUGCCUCUGAACAAGUGUCUGGCUCUGUGGUGUAUCUGCACUCUGAAGAUAAGGAACAGGUGCACAUUUCCUUCUUCGUGGCCAGGUCCUGAGUCAAAGCUGUCCUAUCUGCUGCUCAGCUUGCCAAGCUAAUAUAGUCAGAAAUCAUCUUUCUACAUGAGGUGGUCCUGUAGACAGAUUCUUGACACGGUUGCCGUCUGAUUCAUGUUACAACGUGUUUGCGGGCCCACUGGUGGCAGAGAUUCAAGAAUGCACUGAUAUGAAAAAGAGCAGAUAUGCGGAUACAGCUAGCAAUCCAGCUGAUGACAUCACGGAGGGGAAAAUUUUGUUGGGGACACCAAACAAACACCCACCAGUGUUUCAGAGGUGGACCACACUGAUCUGAGGUGGACAACUGUUUGUGCUCACGUUGCAAUUACCUCCGAUAUGCACGCCCCAAACCUGGAUCGAUUCAUCGUCUGGGGAGUGGUGGUUGGAACCAUACAUAGAUCAUUGUGCAGGGUAGAGGAGCCUAACGCCAACCUUCCCUACACCAGUCACCUCGAGGGGUCAGUCAUAUAGCUUCCCUGAAGAGGUGGAAGCACUGGCAGCAGACCAUAAGCUGGCUGCAUAAGCAGGUAUUUGAGCUUCUUCUUUCCUGACAGAACUCCUGAUCUCAUUAGAGUGGGCGGCAAACUUUGGUGGUUCAAGGACUCAGUGCCAGACGUCCCUCCAGACACGCCGCCUGUCUAAUUCGACUCGGCCUGUGUCAUUCUCAUGGUUGGCGCUCCCCUCUGAGUUAAAGCAGGGGAAAUGAAACCAGCCAUCUGUAUCUUUGGAUGUUAUUGACGCUUUUUCGAAAGGAACUCCCAGUGUCCCAGAAACAUGAAUGUAUUCCCUGUUCUCUUAUCAUGUGAAACAAAGCUGUUGCUUUCUGUGUCGUCUGCUUCUCAUUGAGAAAUGAAAGAAACAAGAUACUGUGCUAAAUUCCCCAAAAACCUGAAGAGAUGUUUCCGUAGUGGAAAAGGCAUAUUAGUGACAAAAUGCUUUUAUAAUGGCUUUUUGGGGGAGGAUUCAGUUUUUUUUUUGUUUUUGCAGGAAAUGG